Alternaria atra is the source of this 1089-nucleotide messenger RNA. RefSeq lists its product as uncharacterized. The transcript has 2 exons. NCBI's taxonomy places the organism in Eukaryota, Fungi, Ascomycota, Dothideomycetes, Pleosporales, Pleosporaceae. The record is from RefSeq and is a predicted model, not a curated record. The coding region runs from base 1 to 1089 and encodes 362 amino acids.
AUGUCUUCCCCUGCCAUAGCUGGCAGUUGUGCUUCGGCUACGAUCUCUACUCCUUCCAUCUUUGGAGCUCGAAUCCUUUCCAUUGAAGCCACUAUUGUCCAGAACUACGCCUAUGCCUCCUCUAUUUACAACGUUGUUGCGAACCAUGGACAUUAUCCCGACACUACUAUCGAUUUCUGCAAUGUCACCGUCACCCAUACGCAUCCUGGCACAGACGAUACCUUACAUACUGAGGUAUGGCUUCCGUUAAGACCCUCCUGGAACGGACGAUUGCAAAUGGCCGGUGGUGGUGGCUGGGUGGCUGGACUUGACGAGCUUGCACGUGGGACGAUGUUUACGGCACUGAGUGAAGGAUACGUAACAUCAAGGGUUGAUGCCGGUAUACCUACAACGGAUUUCACCACUGCGAAGGACUGGGCAUUGACAAGCCCCGGGAACGUCAACUACAAUCGGCUCCAGAAUUUUGCGAUGAUAGGUCUGCAUGAUGGCGCUCUGAUCACUAAGAGUGUGAUCAAAAGCUUCUACGGUCGGCCUGCGGAUUACUCAUACUGGAGUGGUUGCUCUCAAGGCGGUCGACAGGGUCAUAUGUUCGCCCAGCGCUAUCCAGAUGUAUUUGAUGGCAUCGCCGUUUCAGCUCCAGCAAUUAAUUGGGCUCCGUUCUUUGUGGGUCAAACAUUCCCUCAACAGGUGUUAUACGAGCUUGGGGAGUUUCCCCACACUUGCGAGUACGAUACGCUCACUGCAGCCGUCAUCAAAGCUUAUGACGGCAACGACGGCCUCCUGGAUGGUCUUAUCUCGCACCCAGACUCCUGCUCCUUUGAUCCUUAUGAGCUAGUCGGCACUCCGGUUAACUGCAACGUACCUGGUGCACCUGCGGUGAUUUCAAAGGCCGCCGCAGCUGCUAUGGAUGCAGCUUGGCAUGGUACCCGCGCUGCAGAUGGCUCUCUUCUUUGGUCGUCUUCCGGCUACGAAGCAAACACGACGAAUGGCGUCCUUCUCAGCGAAGGCUUUACAGACGACUCACUCGCGCGAGAGUACGAUAUAUACAACUGGGCAGAGUCGCCAGAGAUCAUGACUCUGGAGGAGUAG